Molecule: messenger RNA, 3530 nt
Organism: Bradysia coprophila
Lineage: Eukaryota; Metazoa; Arthropoda; Insecta; Diptera; Sciaridae
Gene: Stt3B
Product: catalytic subunit 3B of the oligosaccharyltransferase complex
Biological process (GO): post-translational protein modification
Cellular component (GO): membrane
Molecular function (GO): dolichyl-diphosphooligosaccharide-protein glycotransferase activity
Source: RefSeq, a predicted model, not a curated record
GUUUCUUGAUUGAUUUGUAAACUAACAGAUGGCAGAAAGGCAAUGACGUGUCUUCUCUUCUAUAUGUGAUUUUUUUCUCCAGCCGGAACGUGGUAGUUUCAAUGUAUUUCUGAAGCACUUUCGAAUGAAAAAUACGUGAUUGACCGUUUCACCGGUUAGAUUCAUCAAUAAAACAAUCAUGAACAAAUCAACGAAAUCGUUGAUAAAUCGCAAAACGGCGGGCUACUCAUCCUUGAUAACAUUUGCGGUAUUGUUGUUGGCAUGGAUUUCUGGAUUUUCGUCCAGACUGUUUGCCGUGAUCCGAUUCGAAAGCAUAAUUCAUGAAUUUGAUCCUUGGUUCAAUUACCGAGCUACGGCUUAUAUGGUACAACAUGGAUUUUAUGACUUUCUGAAUUGGUUCGAUGAACGGGCUUGGUAUCCAUUAGGAAGAAUUGUCGGUGGUACUGUGUACCCCGGAUUGAUGAUUACGUCGGGCGGUAUACAUUGGUUAUUACAUACGUUAAACAUUCCUGUCCAUAUUCGCGACAUUUGCGUGUUCUUAGCACCAAUUUUUAGUGGUUUAACAGCAAUCUCAACAUAUUUCCUUACAAAAGAGUUAUGGUCGCCAGGUGCCGGCCUAUUUGCAGCAAGUUUCAUUGCCAUUGUACCCGGUUACAUAAGUCGAUCGGUGGCUGGCUCGUACGACAAUGAAGGUAUCGCUAUAUUCGCCCUACAAUUCACUUACUAUCUGUGGGUGAAAUCCGUCAAAACCGGAUCGGUAUUCUGGGCAGCUAUGGCAGCUCUGUCCUACUUUUACAUGGUAUCCGCCUGGGGUGGCUAUGUGUUCAUCAUCAAUUUGAUACCGUUGCAUGUAUUCGUAUUGUUGCUGAUGGGUCGCUAUUCAGCCCGAUUGUUCACCAGCUACACAACAUUUUACAUUCUGGGACUGUUGCUGUCCAUGCAGAUUCCAUUCGUUGGAUUCCAGCCGAUUCGCACAAGUGAACAUAUGGCUGCGUCCGGUGUUUUUGUCCUUCUGCUAGCGGUGGCAUUCCUGAAGCAUCUACAGACGAUUCUGUCGAAGCAAGAGUUCAAAAAGUUAUUUAUCAUUGGCGGUUUGGUGUCCGCAGGAGUUGUAUUUCUGGCCGUAGUGUUGCUGACUAUUAGCGGUGUCGUUGCACCGUGGAGUGGUCGAUUCUAUUCGCUUUGGGAUACUGGCUAUGCAAAAAUUCACAUUCCAAUUAUCGCUUCGGUGUCCGAACAUCAGCCCACCACCUGGUUCUCGUUCUUCUUCGACUUGCACAUAUUGGUGUGCACAUUCCCGGUCGGACUGUGGUAUUGCAUCAAGAAGGUGAAUGAUGAACGAGUGUUUGUCAUUUUGUACGCAAUAUCGGCGGUAUACUUUGCCGGUGUCAUGGUACGAUUGAUGUUGACAUUGACUCCAGUCGUUUGCAUUUUGAGUGGUGUUGCAUUUUCGGGAUUGUUGGAAGUGUUUUUGAAGGAGGACAACCAACCGGAUCGCAUUCAAAACGAAGAAACGGAAGACUUGGAGAAGAAGAAUAUGUACGACAAACCAGUGAAUCCAACAAAAACAAAAUUGCGACCAAAGACCGAUCAACAAUCAAACGAUUCGACUGGCAUCGGAUCAACGCUGAAAAGCAUUGUAAAUGUUGCAAUUCUAAUGCUGCUAAUGAUGUUUGCUGUGCAUUGCACUUGGGUUACCAGCAACGCCUAUUCGAGUCCAUCAAUCGUAUUGGCUUUCUAUAAUGGUGCUGACGGAACACGCAACAUUCUGGACGAUUUCCGUGAAGCCUACUAUUGGCUGUCUCAAAACACUGCUGAUGAUGCUCGAAUAAUGUCGUGGUGGGAUUAUGGAUAUCAGAUAGCCGGAAUGGCGAAUCGGACAACGCUAGUGGACAAUAACACUUGGAACAAUAGUCAUAUAGCGCUGGUGGGGAAGGCAAUGUCUUCCCCGGAAGAUAAGGCUUACGAAAUUAUGACGUCGUUGGAUGUUGACUAUGUACUUGUGAUAUUCGGCGGUGUGAUUGGUUAUUCGGGUGAUGACAUUAACAAAUUCUUGUGGAUGGUCCGUAUUGCCGAGGGUGAACAUCCAAAGGACAUCCGGGAAAGUGACUUUUUCACAGACAAAGGAGAGUUUCGCGUCGAUGCCGAGGGUGCACCGGCGCUACUGAACUGUUUGAUGUACAAAUUGAGUUACUAUCAGUUCGGUGAGCUGAAAUUAGAUUACAGGGGUCCACCGGGCUUCGAUCGAACUCGGAACGCUGUCAUUGGAAAUAAAAAUUUCGAUUUAACAUAUUUGGAGGAGGCAUACACAUCGGAACAUUGGCUGGUUCGAAUUUAUAGAGUUAAGAAACCACAUGAAUUCAAUCGACCAGCUAUCAAACCCGAUGAGCGAACAGUCCAGUCGAAUUACUUUGCAUCGAAGAAGACAACCAAACGGAAGAAGGGAGUCAUCAAGAACAAACCCGUGAUUGUGAAGGGAAAACGACCAAUCAAAUAACCAGAACAUAGUCCCGACUCACACCUCAGCAUUUAAGUCUAAAUAGAAAAGAAAAUGUUUUGCCAAAAAAAAGAGAAAGAAAGAAAGCGAAAAUCGUAAAUUGAAACAAGAACCACAUGCACACACAUACACUUAACAACAACUUCAACAACAAAUAAAAAUUAAAGAAAAUCUCACCAUUGAAUCAAUGUUACAACAAUAAAUCCAACAGCAACAAUUACUGAGACACGAAAGAAGUUAAUUUAUAAUGUGGCCUUAAAUGAAAUUACAUUUUUCCAUUCGACAUUUUUUAAUUGAAAUUUGGAAUGUGAAAUUGAUAAGGGAACACCAUUUAUAAAUUAAAAGAAAAGAAUAAAAAAAACGACGAAAAUUUUAAUCCAAAAACGAAAAAUAGGGACAUUGACCACACACACACACACACUGACACAAUUCGAUGAAAUUUUCUUUCUUUAGGUUCGAGUUUUUUUUAAGUACGAAAGUAAGUACGGAAAGAAAAACCAAAUUUUCUUUCUCGAUUUGUCUUGUGAAACACACCACUUACCACUUGAUUUAAAAAAAAAUGUUUUUGCCUUUUUUCCACACACAUACACAAGAAAAACAACGUCACAUUCAAACGAAAAAUUAAAAAAAUUAAAAAGAUUUGAACACAAAAAAUGUUUCAUGGAGCAGGGGAAGCAAUUAAAUUGAAUUCGGAUUUACAGCCCCAUAUAAGGGAUGUUUCCGUUUUUUUUUGUUUUUUAUUUUAAGAAAAAAAAAAAGAAGAAAUUACGAGUGUCGAUUGUUCAAUUUUUAUAUUUUCUUAUUUAAUUGUAAAUUGAUUGAACCUCCCCCAAUUUUAAAGUACAAAAUUUCGUAUUUUAAUUGAAAAAUCGAAAAAAAAUGAUUUGAAUUGAUUGAACAACCAAACAAUUUUAAACUUUAAAGUCAAUGAAUGUUGUUGUUUUUGGUCCAUUUAUGAUUUUUUUUUUUGUUGCAUAAGAACAAUUUUGAAACUGAAUAAAGUAAGUCUAUCACAAAAGACUGAUUGAAUGAA